AUGAAGGAAGCUAAUUCAGGGUCACACACGUUUUAUGAAAAGGAUACAAAAGGGAGAUUCAGAUUCCUCUUCAUCUCGUUUGGUCAAAGUGUUUGCGGAGUAUUACUAGUGGCUACUGCAUUAGAUGGAAACUCGAGUUUAUAUCCUAUUGCCUUUGGAGUUGUCGACUCAGAGAAUGACCUCGCGUGGAACUGGUUUAUGAGACAACUUAAUGUGGUCAUUGCUGACGACCAUAGUUUAGCUUUUGUGUCUGAUAGGAAUUCCUUAAUUACUAAAGCUAUUGCGAGAGUGUACCCGCAAGCUCAUCAUGGAAUUUGCAUUCACCACUUGCUGAAUAAUGUUGUAACAUAUUUCAGCGGGAAAGGUGUGGCUGGUUUGAUUGCAAAGGCUUCUAAAGCUUAUCGAGCUGCUGAUUUUUGUAAGGUGUUCACUACUAUUUUCGCUAUUAGUCCUGAAAUUGGAAAUUAUCUCAUAGAUGCCGAUGUGAGGAAGUGGGCUCGUUGUCAGUUUCCGGGUUACAGAUAUGAUAUUAGGACUACUAACCCUGCGGAGUCAAUAAAUGCUGCUUUGCGUACGCCUAGAGAGUUUCCAGUGAUACCUUUGUUGGACAGCAUUAGGGAAAUGAUGACUCGAUGGUUUUUCAAACGUAAAACUUUAAUUUCUAAGCAUUCGAAGCCACUGACCAUUGCUGUGGGGAAGAAGAUUGACAGAAGGAUUGAGAAGGGUAAAACGUUUAAGGUCUUUCCAGUUAGCGUUCAUAGGUUUUUAGUUCAAGGUGACACUUUCGACUGCUCGGUUGACUUGGUCAGACGCACGUGUUCUUGUGGGAAAUUUGAUCUGAUGAAAAUCCCAUGCAGGCACGCCAUAAAAGCAGGCUUCAGUGUUGGAAUAAGACCACACACACUAACAGAUGACAUGUACACUACGUGUGCGUGCUCGGUCGCUACGUAG
This is a messenger RNA of Brassica oleracea var. oleracea, 951 nucleotides long. RefSeq lists its product as uncharacterized. Lineage: Eukaryota; Viridiplantae; Streptophyta; Magnoliopsida; Brassicales; Brassicaceae. The transcript is spliced from 2 exons. Bases 1 to 951 code for a protein of 316 amino acids. Gene Ontology annotation, molecular function: zinc ion binding. The record is from RefSeq and is a predicted model, not a curated record.